AUGCUACUAGCACAGCUAAAAUCUGUUGACGGUGAAAUCACCGGUCCACCACUAAGUUUGCCUGUAGACAUUACCCCGGAACAACUUGAACUGUUGGUUAAUCAAUUAUUGAACAAUGAUGAACACCUUCCAUAUUCAUUUUCUGUUGAUGAUAAAGAAAUAACUACUACGUUAUUUAACGACAUCAUUAAAGCUUUAAAAAGAUCAACUGAAGAUAUAUUAACUAUCGUGUAUCAACCACAAGCAAUCUUUAAAGUUAGAGCUAUCACCAGAUGUACAUCUACUCUAAGUGGACAUACAGGCGCAAUUUUAUCA
This is a messenger RNA of Entrophospora sp. SA101, 315 nucleotides long. The record is from the annotation of a GenBank genome assembly. Lineage: Eukaryota; Fungi; Glomeromycota; Glomeromycetes; Entrophosporales; Entrophosporaceae.